Euleptes europaea (tarantolino) is the source of this 1173-nucleotide messenger RNA. Its product is annotated as probable G-protein coupled receptor 33. The record is from RefSeq and is a predicted model, not a curated record. Gene Ontology annotation, biological process: complement receptor mediated signaling pathway; inflammatory response; positive regulation of cytosolic calcium ion concentration. Lineage: Eukaryota; Metazoa; Chordata; Lepidosauria; Squamata; Sphaerodactylidae. The annotation marks the transcript as partial. Gene Ontology annotation, molecular function: complement receptor activity; G protein-coupled receptor activity. Gene Ontology annotation, cellular component: plasma membrane. The transcript has 2 exons.
UGGCAUUUUCUGAUCGUCCGAGAUCCCUUCGCUCCCUCUUCCACCAAUGCAAUUUUCAUUUCCAUCUUUCUCCAGGACCUCAUGGAUACUGGCAACAAGACUGUCCUUUCAGGGAAUGUUUCAUCUGUCGAAGUGGGCGUCAGCCAUUCCCCAGAGAAAAUGACCUAUUUAAACCUGGCCACUGCCAUUUUUUCCUUGGUGUCCUUACUGGUGGGGGCAGUUUCCAACGGCCUCUUCCUCUGGGUGCUGGGGGUGAAGAUGAAGAAGACCGUGAAUAGCCUCUGGUUCUCACAUCUGAUUUUCACCUACCUGCUGUUCUGUUCCUCCCUUCCUUUCUUCUCUGUCUACAUCCUGCUGGAAUUCCACUGGGUCUUUGGCACAGUGGUUUGCAAACUUAUCAAUUCCUUAUUUUCACUCACAAUGUUCACCACGGUCUUUCUCCUCACCGUCGUCAGCCUGGACCGCUACCUCCUUAUCUGCCACCCUGUCUGGUCCCAGCACAACCGCGCAAUUCCCCAGGCACGGAAAGUGGUGGCAGUAGUGUGGCUGGUUUCCUCAAUACUCAGUACUCCCUACUUGUUUUUCCGGGUCACUCAAACGGUGAAGGGCAAGACCAAGUGUCUCAAUAAUUAUGCUUUCUCCAGUGAUUGGGAUGGGCCUGAGACGCAGGCCUUGAGGGCUCGCGUUCACUUAGCUCUCUUUGUGGUCCGCUUCUUGCUGGCCUUCUUGCUUCCCCUCCUGGUCAUCACGAGCUGCCAUUGUAGGAUGGGCUGGGAAAUGAAGAAGAAAAGGCUGGUGAGGAACACAAAGCCUUUCCGGGUCCUGGUGGCAGCCGUGGCUUCCUUCUUUGUCUGCUGGCUUCCCUACCAUCUCUACCACAGUUCGCUGUCAUAUUGGGAGUCAUUUGCCUUAACACAACAUGUGUUACUGGCAAUGAUGGUGGUCGGAAUGUGUUUAAAUUUCUGCUUCACUCCGAUUCUCUAUCUGUUUGUUGGAGAGACCUUCCAGCAGGUCUUCAAGACAUCGCUUCUUGCCCUGCUUAAGAGCGGCUUCACGGAUAUCCCCAUCAUCCUUAUCGACAAUACCAGUGCCCAUGUGGAGGGCCACCGAAGCAAUUGCAUCAGCAGCUUGGAGCUGAAGCUCGCUCAAGGAAACGAUCGGUCACCUCCCUGA